UCAAAUUUACGUUUGGAGGUUAUGUAGUCGGGUCUCAGGCUCUUCAGGUUACUGUGGAAUUGCAAAUUAUUUCCUAAACAUUGUUCUAUAAAUCAAAUUAGGACAGAAAUCAUGUUAAAACGUGCUGUACGGUCCCUUUUAUCGCAUUCCUCCACACAUCGAGUGAAGUGUACGCCUAUGAGUGCUGUUGCCAGUGAACAAGUAAAGGAAAAAUGGGAUUUGUAUGCAGGCGUACUAGUUGAAAGGCUGCCGGUGAUAUCAAAAUCGCUCACUAAAAUAGAGCAAGAAUAUUCGGAGCACUUGAAGCAAAUUGAAUUCGAACGAAGUCACAAGUCCGAUUUUGAAAUGCGCGACGAAAAGGACAAAUUAAUAGCCCAACUAACACAAAAAGGUAAUAUAGACGACGUUGAUUCUGCUCUACAACAAACCGCUCAAGAUUUGAAAGAUGCCUGGCGUGAUGAACAGCAACAGUUUCAACUAAACUCGCGCACAACGGAUGCUGAUCGUAAAAAUGAUGUGAAAUCUGCCAACCGAAAGCUUGAGGAGACACUAAUUCUACUGGUCGAACAAAAGCUUGGCAAUGAAAAGCUUAUGCUACUUCCGCAAGGUAAACGCUUAGACGGUGAAACAAUGCGACAAACAGCUGAACGAGUGUUAAAGGAAAAUUGUGGCGACGAAAUCGAAGUUAGUUUCUACGGCAAUGCUCCUUGCGGUUUCUACAAAUGGAAAUAUCCAGAACAUCAGCGCGGAGAAUCAGUUGGUGCUAAGUUAUUCUUUUAUCGGUCAGCUUUCAAGAAAGGAAACGUUAACGGGAAACAGUCGAACUUUGAGUGGCUCAAUAAGGGUGAAUUCCAAGGAAAAUUGAAAACUCAAAAUCAGUACGCAAAGAGUGUAUCAGAGCUGUUGCUUUAAGAGAAUUUGAAUAGAUUUAGUCAUAGUUUCAUUGAGAACAAAAG
This is a messenger RNA of Bradysia coprophila, 956 nucleotides long. RefSeq names its product mitochondrial ribosomal protein L46 (gene mRpL46). NCBI's taxonomy places the organism in Eukaryota, Metazoa, Arthropoda, Insecta, Diptera, Sciaridae. Gene Ontology annotation, cellular component: mitochondrial large ribosomal subunit. Gene Ontology annotation, molecular function: structural constituent of ribosome. The record is from RefSeq and is a predicted model, not a curated record.